CACGCCUGUAAAUCCCAGCACUGUGGGAGGCCGAGGCGGGUGGAUCAUGAGGUCAAGAGAUCAAGACCAUCCUGGCUAAAACGGUGAAACCCCGUCUGUACUAAAAAAAUACAAAAAAAUUUAGCCGGGCGUGGUGGCGGGCGCCUGUAGUCCCAGCUACUCUGGAGGCUGAGGCAGGAGAAUGGCGUGAACCUGGGAGGCAGAGCUUGCAGUGAGCCGAGAUCGCGCCACUGCACUCCAGCCUGGGAGACAGAGCAAGACUCCGUCUCAAAAAAAAAAAAAAAAAAAGUAUUUAUUGAGCCUCUGCUGCGUGGGGGAGACCGUGAGGAUCCGAAGGUGCACACGACUCGGAGUUUGCGGGAGCAGCCUACGGCGUGGGGUCGCCAGGCCUGGGCAGGUUCUGGAGGACACGUGCCGGCGGCAGGACUUCAACCCCUGUGAAUAUGAUCUGAAGUUUCAGAGGAGUGUGCUCGACCUUUCUCUCCAGUGGAGAUUUGCCAACCUGCCCAACAAUGCCAAGCUGGAGAUGGUGCCCGCUUCCCGGAGCCGUGAGGGGCCUGAGAACAUGGUUCGCAUCGCUUUGCAGCUGGACGAUGGCUCGAGGUUGCAGGACUCUUUCUGUUCAGGCCAGACCCUCUGGGAGCUUCUCAGCCAUUUUGCACAGACCAGGGAGUGCCUGCAGCACCCCGGCGGGGCCACCCCAGUCUGCGUGUACACGAGGGAUGAGGUGACGGGUGAAGCUGCCCUGCGGGGCACGACGCUGCAGUCGCUGGGCCUGACGGGGGGCAGCGCCACCAUCAGGUUUGUCAUGAAGCGCUACGACCCCGUGGGCAAGACCCCAGGAAGCCUGGGCUCGUCAGCAUCGGCUGGCCAGGCAGCCGCCAGAGCUCCACUUCCCUUGGAAUCUGGGGAGCUCAGCCGCGGCGACUUGAGCCGUCGGGAGGACGCGGACACCUCAGGGCCCUGCUGCGAGCACACUCAGGAGAAGCAGAGCACAAGGGCACCCGCACCUGCCCCCUUCGUUCCUUUCUCGGGUGGGGGACAGAGACUGGGGGGCCCUCCUGGGCCCACGAGGCCUCUGACAUCAUCUUCAGCUAAGUUGCCGAAGUCCCUCUCCAGCCCUGGAGGCCCCUCCAAGCCAAAGAAGUCCAAGUCGGGCCAGGAUCCCCAGCAGGAGCAGCAGCAGGAGCGGGAGCGGGAUCCCCAGCAGGAGCAGGAGCAGGAGCGGGAGCCAGAGCAGCCCCUGGACCGGGAGCCCGUGGACCGGGAGCCGGUGGUGUGCCACCCCGACCUGGAGGAGCGGCUGCAGGCCUGGCCAGCGGAGCUGCCUGAUGAGUUCUUUGAGCUGACGGUGGACGACGUGAGAAGACGCUUGGCCCAGCUCAAGAGUGAGCGGAAGCGCCUGGAAGAAGCCCCCUUGGUGACCAAGGCCUUCAGGGAGGCGCAGAUAAAGGAGAAGCUGGAGCGCUACCCAAAGGUGGCUCUGAGGGUCCUGUUCCCCGAUCGCUACGUCCUACAGGGCUUCUUCCGCCCCAGCGAGACAGUGGGGGACUUGCGAGACUUCGUGAGGAGCCACCUGGGGAACCCCAAGCUGUCAUUUUACCUGUUCAUCACCCCUCCAAAAACAGUCCUGGACGACCACACGCAGACCCUCUUUCAGGCGAACCUCUUCCCGGCCGCUCUGGUGCACUUCGGAGCCGAGGAGCCGGCAGGUGUCUACCUGGAGCCUGGCCUGCUGGAGCAUGCCAUCUCCCCAUCUGCGGCCGACGUGCUGGUGGCCAGGUACAUGUCCAGGGCCGCCAGGUCCCCUUCCCCAUUGCCAGCCCCUGACCCUGCACCUAAGUCUGAGCCAGCUGCUGAGGAGGGGGCGCUGGUCCCCCCUGAGCCCAUCCCAGGGACAGCCCAGCCCGUGAAGAGGAGCCUGGGCAAGGUGCCCAAGUGGCUGAAGCUGCCGGCCAGCAAGAGGUGAGAGCCGCCAGCCUGAGGUGCCCACUCUGCCAGCCACAGGACCACCUCCUCUGCCAGCAGGAAUAAAGACUUGUGCGUCCCUCAA
Gorilla gorilla gorilla (western lowland gorilla) is the source of this 2053-nucleotide messenger RNA. Its product is annotated as tether containing UBX domain for GLUT4. Gene Ontology annotation, biological process: glucose homeostasis; intracellular protein transport. NCBI's taxonomy places the organism in Eukaryota, Metazoa, Chordata, Mammalia, Primates, Hominidae. The transcript is spliced from 16 exons. Gene Ontology annotation, molecular function: protein binding. The record is from RefSeq and is a predicted model, not a curated record. Gene Ontology annotation, cellular component: vesicle membrane; nucleus; cytoplasm. Bases 527 to 1969 code for a protein of 480 amino acids.